Molecule: messenger RNA, 1956 nt
Organism: Echinops telfairi (small Madagascar hedgehog)
Lineage: Eukaryota; Metazoa; Chordata; Mammalia; Afrosoricida; Tenrecidae
Gene: CNDP2
Product: carnosine dipeptidase 2
Exons: 11
Coding region: 75-1502 (475 amino acids)
Biological process (GO): proteolysis
Cellular component (GO): cytosol
Molecular function (GO): metallodipeptidase activity
Source: RefSeq, a predicted model, not a curated record
UCUUCAGCCCUGCUGGCCUCAAGCACAUACACUGCCCUUCCUCUUAGGAGCAGCCAGCUCUGUGAGCCAGCAAGAUGUCGGCCCUCCAGGACCUGUUCCGGUACAUUGACGAGAACCAGGACCGCUACGUGAAGAAACUGAAGGAAUGGGUGGCCAUCCAGAGUGUGUCCGCGUGGCCCGAGAAGAGAGGAGAGAUCAAGAGAAUGAUGGAGGUGGCGGCCGCCGACAUCACCAAGCUUGGGGGCUCCGUGGAGCUGGUGGAUAUCGGGAUGCAGACGCUCCCUGACGGCUCCAAGAUACCCCUCCCCCCCGUCCUGCUGGGCAAGCUGGGUUCGGACCCCAAGAAGAAGACGGUGUGUGUCUACGGGCACUUGGACGUGCAGCCGGCAGCCCUGGAGGAUGGCUGGGACAGCGAGCCCUUCACGCUGACCGAGCGCGAUGGGAAGCUGUACGGGAGAGGCUCCACAGAUGACAAGGGCCCGGUGGCUGGCUGGAUGAAUGCGCUGGAAGCUUUCCAGAAAACAAGCCAGGAGGUCCCUGUCAACGUGCGCUUCUGCCUGGAGGGCAUGGAGGAGUCCGGCUCUGAGGGGCUGGACGAGCUCAUCUUCGCCCGGAAGGACACCUUCUUCAAGGAUGUAGACUACGUCUGCAUCUCCGACAACUACUGGCUGGGCAAGAAGAAGCCGUGCGUCACCUACGGCCUGCGGGGCAUCUGCUACUUCUUCAUGGAGGUGGAGUGCAGCAAUAAGGACCUGCACUCGGGUGUAUACGGGGGCUCCGUGCACGAGGCCAUGACCGACCUCAUCACGCUGAUGGGCUCCAUGGUGGACCGCAGGGGCAAGAUCCUCAUCCCGGGCAUCAACGAGGCGGUGGCCCCCGUGACAGACGAGGAGCUGGCGCUCUAUGACAACAUCGACUUUGACAUCAGCGAGUACUCCAGGGACGUGGGUGCCCAGACGCUCCUGCACAACUGCAAGAAAGACAUCCUGAUGCACCGUUGGCGGUACCCGUCGCUGUCCCUGCACGGCAUUGAAGGCGCCUUCUCCGGGGCCGGAGCCAAGACCGUCAUUCCCCGCAAAGUGGUGGGCAAGUUCUCUAUCCGCCUGGUGCCCAACAUGACACCAGAGGCCGUCAACGAGCAGGUGACCAACUACCUGACCAAGAAGUUUGCGGAGCUGCAGAGCCCCAACAAGUUCAAGGUGUCCAUGGGCCACGGCGGGAAGCCCUGGGUGUCGGACUUCAACCACCCCCACUACCUGGCUGGCAGGCAGGCACUGAGGACAGUGUUUGGCGUGGAGCCUGACCUGACCCGGGAGGGCGGCAGCAUCCCCGUGACCCUGACCUUCCAGGAGGCCACGGGCAAGAACGUCAUGCUGCUGCCUGUAGGCUCUGCCGACGACGGGGCCCACUCCCAGAACGAGAAGCUCAACAGACACAACUACAUCGAGGGGACAAAGAUGCUGGGCGCCUACCUGUACGAAGUGUCUCAGCUGAAGGACUGAGUGCCCAAGGCCAGGGUGUGAGCCCACCCCGCACCCCCCCACCCCCGACAGCACCACUCUGCCCCUGCCCCACACCCACCCCCAGCACCUACCUGCCUGCCGCACACUAGCCUGGGUGCGGCUGUUCCCGGAGUGCUCCCCCUGGCACCAGGGCUCACCGCCUGGUCCGGCCUCAGGUGCUCAGGACUCCAUGGCCAGCUCCAGAGGCCAGGGUCUUUCAGUAGGAAACUGGUGGUUUCUGGGUGGAGCUGACCUGGGCAUGGCACUCAGCCCCAUGAGGCCAGCCACCAGGGCCCUCCCUUGGCUGCAGAGCGACCUCCCCUUGACCCUGGCACCUUAGGCCUUUCCCAUGGACCUCACCCCUCACCUGUUCUGUCCACCUCCCCACUCAGAACAGCUGAACGCUGUCUGUCCUUCCAUCUCCCACCUGCUACUGAAUAAAGAGUGAACAUGC